This is a messenger RNA of Argiope bruennichi, 930 nucleotides long. RefSeq lists its product as uncharacterized. NCBI's taxonomy places the organism in Eukaryota, Metazoa, Arthropoda, Arachnida, Araneae, Araneidae. The transcript is spliced from 3 exons. Bases 373 to 756 code for a protein of 127 amino acids. The record is from RefSeq and is a predicted model, not a curated record.
AAUAUAAUUUAACUGUAUAAUUGCGUCUGUCUUAUUUUGCUUCGCUACAUCAAUAUGUUUUUUGUAAUAUCCUAUAUCACCGUAAAAUUACGUUGUUUUAUUCUCAAGGUGGUGAAAGUGGGUUAAGGUAGGAAAAUGCACAUAAAGUUAUUUUAAAAUUACUUUAAGGUCACCAGUUCAGGGAGAACAAGGCGUUCCUGGGAAAUUCUACAGAUAAUAAACAAUUAUUCCAUUGCCACUUACAUAAACAGGGGUAUAAAUAUAAGCUACAUCAGCCUUUGUACAUAUACUACCGAUCUUGUUGAAGACUUCAUCUUCAUCUCUGUCUCCGUCUUCCUCAGAGUGCGUGUAUCUAAGUACUACUCAGCUAUCAUGGACAGUCACAAAGCGAGCGUCAGCUUAACUGAUAGCGAUUCAGACGGCGAGCAGUUAUUUCCCCUUCCUUCCAAGGAAAAGCAUACAAGCGCUAAAAGAAAAUCAAACGAUGAGAAAAAAGAGGAGUCCACCAAAAGAGCAAAGAAUUUCGAGUAUAAUUUUUCUGAUCCGACAGAAGAGAAAAAGCUCAUACCCCCAAUAUGCGCUUACCUAGGAAAAGGGAUUAACAUCAGCAUCAAGGAAUACAGAAAGUCCUAUUAUCUUGCUUUCCAAAAGAAUGUUGGAGAUGAAACAAAGAACAGAUUCAACAUGAAUCUUGACCAAUUGGGAGCUUUAAAAAAAGCUAUAAAUGUGUUUGCAGAACAUAUAAAGAAAAAUUGACAUUCACGAGUUAAAUGAAAAUUUUGUAAAAAAAUUGAACUAACUUGACAAUUUUCCCUAUAUUCAUCUUCUUAGAAUGUCGUUUAAUAGAAUAGAAUCAAGUUUUAGAGGUUAUAUUUCAGCUUACCGACACUCUCCGAUACACUCUGAUCCCUACAACUUAUAUAACGAAAU